Messenger RNA from Bipolaris maydis ATCC 48331, 831 nucleotides. RefSeq lists its product as uncharacterized. NCBI's taxonomy places the organism in Eukaryota, Fungi, Ascomycota, Dothideomycetes, Pleosporales, Pleosporaceae. The record is from RefSeq and is a predicted model, not a curated record.
AUGGCACCAAUCCGUGCAGCUACAGAUAUCGAGCUAGCCAACUCUAUCGAAGACUACCGUCCGGGCUACCCACAACUAUCCGCCCUCAUCGCCGCAGACAGCUGCUUCCACAUUUGCCGCCGUUUCUCCACUGUGCGUGCCCGACUCCUGCUAAUCAAGCAGGACAAACUCUCUUCCCUUGAGCAACAGCUCGAAAACACCGAUUACGACGAGCAGGCCCCGCUCUUCCUCAGCUGCAGCCGACUAGAUCGAAACAGCAAAAGACUUGCAUUGCUAGACGAAAUCGACACAAGAUUAGCAGAUUACGAUGCAUUCGUCAAACGAGGAAAAGACAUUCUAUCUUUCACCCAAGCACCAACCCGCAGCAUACACAGUCUGAAAAACUUUGUCAGAAACACAGCGUGUCUCGGCCGCACCGAGCGCGAAUACCUGUCGCGAGAGCGCGAUCUGAUGACGCUCGGUCCAGAGCAAGAGUCCGGUGUGCAAGCAAUGCAAGCCUGGGUCGAAGACGUGAUUAUUUCCAUGAUUGAGCAUUGCAAAAAGGGUCCGAAACGAUCCGUCUCGCGCGACGCAAAUAUCUUCAUUUUCAACGGUGCACUUAGUGCAUUCAUAACACGCUUUCUCAUUGCGUGUAUCCUAGUCGCCGUCUUGCUUGCGCCUGUUCUUCUCUGCAACUUGCUAGAGGGAGAGAAGAGUCGCAUGAUGGUUGUUGUAUUUGCAACUGUGCUCGUUGUUGCCAUGUUGUCGAUGCUGGAGAAAACGAAUACGGUGCCGUUGUUCAUCGCUGGUACGGCGUACGCAACGGUUUUGGUGGUGUUUGUGUCGGAGUAG